Molecule: messenger RNA, 1942 nt
Organism: Nasonia vitripennis (jewel wasp)
Lineage: Eukaryota; Metazoa; Arthropoda; Insecta; Hymenoptera; Pteromalidae
Gene: Mt2
Product: tRNA (cytosine(38)-C(5))-methyltransferase
Exons: 2
Coding region: 736-1824 (362 amino acids)
Molecular function (GO): methyltransferase activity
Source: RefSeq, a predicted model, not a curated record
GAUUCUGGACGUUAAUAUUUACAACAGCAGGUCCCAAAGCGUGUAGGUUAAAGAAACGAUUUUCCUCUUUGGAUUGCAAACAUACUUAUUUGUGACGAAAACUUUUUGUCAUUCUGUACAUAAUACAAAGCUUUAUCUGCAAAGGUUGUGCAGAUAUUAGUGUCAUCGUGAUCAGCUUAUCAUGGUUCUGGAAUAUAAGUAUAAGCUCAGAUUCGUCGUUUGGACUGCCGUGUUGAUGGUCUAUAUAUAUAUAUAUAUAGGAGCCUUUCUACAAUAGGUUAUUUAGUUUAGCUGUUCAGCUUGUUCAGUUCAGCUGUUCAGUCGUGCCUUGUUCAAAACGUAUAUACUACGUUUUGAACAAGACACGACUGAACAGCUGAACUGAACGAGCGGAACAGCUGAACUGAACCUAUUGUAGAAAGGCUCCUGUAUAUGUGCUACAGUCCGUUAUCUAUAUUAGUACAGCCAAUGUUAUGUAUAUAUAGGUAUACAGCGUACAAUAUAAGAUAAACGUAUAUGUAUACAAGUACUAUAUAUUUAUAAAAUUACAAUGCGUAUAUAUGUAUAUAUAGGUAUAAUAGCGCUUCGUUGCUAGUCUAUGAGAUUAGGUUAGGCCAGUAAAUUGUGUUGAUCUUGAUUGUGUAUUUUUCGCGUGUCUAAGUAUAACUAUAUAUAGGUUAUAUUCAACUUGGAGAGAGAUUUCAUACAUGCAGGAUACUUAAAACAUCAUUGAAAAUGAGAGUUUUAGAGUUAUAUAGUGGUAUUGGUGGAAUGCAUUAUGCUCUGCAAGAAAGCAGUGUAACAGGAAAAAUCAUUACUUCAAUCGAUAUAAACACCACAGCCAAUAAAGUGUACAGGCAUAAUUUUCCAGAGACUGCCAACAUUAGUCGCAACAUUGAAUCUGUUACUGUAGAGGAAAUUGCAAAGCUACACAUUGAUUGCAUCCUCAUGAGUCCACCUUGCCAACCAUUUACGAGAAUAGGUUUAAAAAAAGAUUCCGACGACAACAGAUGCUUGUCAUUGUUACAUAUUUUGCAGAUUAUUCCUCACAUUGAAUCUCUAGAUUAUAUUCUUUUGGAAAAUGUGAAAGGUUUUGAAAGUUCACAGGCAAGGAAUGAAGUAAUACUAUGCUUGGAGAAAUCUGGGUUCAAUUACAAAGAAUUAAUACUCAGUCCGUGUCAAUUUGGCAUACCAAAUUCAAGACACAGAUACUACUUGAUAGCUAAGAGAAAAGGACUAAAGUUUAUAUUCGAUGAUGCUUCUUUGAUAACUUCAAUCCCUGAAAAAGUGUUAGAACUGUUGCCUAAAAAUAGAUACACGUCAGUGCCACUCGAAGACGGGACACAUAGCUCGAUUAAGAGUAAAGGCAAAUGCUUUAAAUUAAAAUAUAUAUUAGAAAGCAAUGUUGUUGAAAACUUUUUGAUUCCUGGUAAAAUACUUUUAAAACGAGGUAGUCUAUUAGAUAUCCGAACACCAGAAUCAAGCGGUUCAUGUUGUUUCACAAAAGCUUAUAGUCAUUACGUUGAAGGUACAGGAUCAGUUUUCUCUCCAUCUCCAGAUUUUGAAAUUAAAAAAAAAUUUGAAGAAAUUAAUAAGAGUAGUGAAACACCAGAAGAUAAGAUGCAAGCUUUGCUUGGUUUGAAACUCAGAUACUUCACACCCAAAGAAGUAUCGAGACUUAUGUGUUUUCCGGAAAAUUUUGAAUUUCCCAACGAUUUGAGUAACAAACAAAAAUACAGAUUACUGGGUAACUCAAUAAACGUUCAUGUAGUAAGCCAAUUGAUAUAUUUAUUGUAUUUUGAGAAUAGCGUGUCAUUGACAUAACAACUACAUCAGCGGCAAGAGUUUUGUAUAAAAUACCUGUAAUAUACAAUGUUAUAACUUAUUUUUACAAAUAAUUUUACCUUAAAAUAUAGAAAAUUUUCAAAAAGCCUAAAAAAAA